Molecule: messenger RNA, 1710 nt
Organism: Neolamprologus brichardi
Lineage: Eukaryota; Metazoa; Chordata; Actinopteri; Cichliformes; Cichlidae
Gene: nsmce4a
Product: NSE4A component of SMC5/6 complex
Biological process (GO): DNA repair
Cellular component (GO): nucleus; Smc5-Smc6 complex
Source: RefSeq, a predicted model, not a curated record
GCCGUGACAGUCAAACGUCCAACAGUUGAGCUAAGCUAAGCGGCUAUUGCUUUUGCUAGCUAACGUCGUCUAACGUUGAACACCAAAGAUGUACACGAGUAACGCGAGAUAUUUAACUUUGCAGGACUUCCGCGUUCGCGUAUACAGGCUUGAGAGGGUUCUGUUUUGUUAACUGACCUGUUAAAGCUAACAUGACAUAGUAGUCUUUUUCAAAAAGCAACUGUAUGGUAAGAUUUGCUAAUCUGCAUUUUAUAUUAUAUUUGGGCUGGGUUUACCACGUGUAAGCACUAGCGUAUGCGGAUUUUUAUCUUGAUUUUUUUUGUGUCUUUGGCUAAACUUUGAGAAAACCGGUGUAGCUACGUUAGGUAUAUGUACCAAUAAAAGAUCGAGCAUCUUGACAACCGAAGCCGUAAACAGACCGUUUCUGUACCCUGUCUCCAAGACUUGUUUUAGAAGCCGAUCUAGUGCGAGAGUGAAGAUGAAGAGAUCCAAAGGCGGUGGUGACGAGGAAGCUCCCCGGCAUAAUGGCUCAGCGGGCCGAAGGAAAGCAGACCAGCAGCAAAGUGACGGGGACGAGGGUGGCAGUGACAUCGGUCCAGCCGACCUGCAAGACGACGACAAUGACCAGGGCCUGAGGAGAGAAAUAAGGAGCAAAUACAGAGACCUCAUCAGCUCAGUGCAACAGAACAGGGAAGAUAUGCUGAGCCCUUCAAACAACAAACUAACAGAGGUUUUAGAGGAAGCAAACAAACUUUUUAAAGAUGUUCGACAGGCGAGAGAAGCAGCCUUGGAUGCACAGCUCCUUGUUGUGGCUACAGACCUGGGGAAGGAGAAAGCCAGCCAGCUGUUCUCCGAGGGAACCGCUUUCGAUCCCACUGCUUUUGCUGAGCAUCUCUUGUCUUUCAUGGGUCUGAACCGACUAGAAGAUGAUGAAGACGAGCAGCAGAACACCACUAAUGGCUACCUGCCACAGGACGCCUGGCACCGAUUGGCCAGGAGAGCAGAGUGCUGCUUUAGGACAGCACCCUCUUUCCACUACAUGAUGGGCUCGUUCUAUGCAGAACCACCUCCCCCGAAACAAAGGAUAGAACGGCAAAGAAAAGCACCCAGCAAAGAAGCCAAAAGGAUAAUGCCUACUCAGCUGAAGAAAAUGGAAGAGUCGCAACAAGAAGCGACAGAAAAAGAAGUGGAAAGGAUUCUGGGGUACCUGAAGGGUUAUUACCAAGAUGAUCCAACCUCAUCAAUAUCAUAUUACGAGUUCGUCAUUGACCCCAGCUCCUUUUCCCGGACAGUGGAGAACAUCUUCCACACUUCUUUUCUGAUCAGAGAUGGACUGGCAAGAAUGUAUCUUGAUGAGGAGAAAUUGCCAUGUAUAGCUCCUGUAGAGGAGGGGGAGGUGGAAGCCGGAGGUUCCACCAGCCGUAAACAGUGUAUCCUCUCUAUCAGCCCAAAGAUAUGGAAGGAGCUCAUAGAUGCCUUCGACAUCAGAGAUUCAAUUAUUCGGCCUCCAAACACACAGAAUGACUGAGACUACACCAUCUUCCCCACUGAAAAACCUAAACAUUGUUCUUAAACGUUUUACUUAAUAAAAUUCAAGUGACGUGUUAUAGUUUUAUCACUUGAGGUCAAUGUAUAAUAAUCGUUCUAUUGCACAUUUGUUUAUUUUUUACUGCUUUUUAAGUUUGAAUAAUAAAAAAGAAAUAAAUAAAA